AUGUCGCUCCUCCUGAAUGAAGACUUCACGACCUAUCAACUGCGUCUAUCAUUCCUAAACAACCACCGCCACGUAGGUGAUGGCGUGGGCGAGCGCCUAAUCAACCUUCCUACCGGAGUCCUGAACAAUCCUGCUUUUCGUGCUGCAGGCUGGCUCCCGGACACACAAGCAGUGAAACGAUGUUACAGCCCGCCCAUUCCCACUACGGGCGCGGCAGGGGCAGAUGCGGGAAGCUAUUUCCGCGCCCCGACUAGGACUCGUGGAAUUAGCAUCGAGGAAGACAGGCCGGUAAGGGAGAGCGAAGAUGCCGGUGGAAUGGUUACAGGGAGGGCCGGUAGUGAGGACACGAUUCCUGCCGGCACGCUCAUGGCAGCUAAUGACCGCAAGCGGCGGCAGCGCACGAGGAGAGAGAUGCUGGAGGAGGAAGACAGCUCUGACUUGGACAGCGACGACAGUGAAGAUGACGAAAAGUCUGCGGCGCGAGGCAUCUCGUUCGCAAAAAUGCCAGUACGUGAUCGGUCAAAGUCUUCACCCGCAAAUCCUCUCGAAGCCGACGAAGGGGCUGAUGGACCGGCACUGAUGAUUACGAGCCCUUCACGCCCGCCUGAAGUCGUGGCCGAGGCACUGAGGAGAGGAAGCCUAGGUCAGGUCGAAGCGAUCAAGCAACGUGCACGACGUGAUACGACUACAAGCAGCGAGAUGAGUUCUGAUAGCGAAGCGCUAGACCCUAAUGCUUUCGGUCGGAAGCUGCCUGGUAGACCCGGUGGGCAGCGGAGGGUGCAUCUUGCCGAGCGCAUUCAAGAAGAAGAGGACCUGCCACGACGUCCUGCUGAAGAAGACGAAGCAGGCGAAAGUGAGCUCGAAGACUCGGAUGUGGGCGAGGCUUCCGACUUGAGUGAUGAGUUUGACGUGGAUGCUGGCACUGCAGAUUCGGCCUCCUUGCUUGGCCUAGGCGUUGUUGGAGGACAGGGCAUUGGCUCCGAGACCAGUCCGAUGAAGGCAUUGCCCGAUAUGCCACCCGCGGUACCUGCAGAACCCAGGCACUCAGUAGCAGGCAAGUCUGCAACAGAUGAUGCAAUGACCCCAUUGCCGAAACUACCGCCAGGUCAUCGCUUGACCGCUGUGGUACCUCCGUCUCUUAUUACCAUGGCUCUCAGAGGCAACAGCCCAGGCCAGAGCACGGACAAGCCAUUCCAACGGUUCGCCGAAUGGAGUGGGAAGGAUGAGAGCAGUCCACUAUGGAUCAAGAUCUACGCUCCGUUCUCAUCCACUCCAUCGAAAGCAUUGCAGGUCCCAAUCCGACGACAGCGAGAAGGCGAGAAGGCCACAGUCACCGACCUCAUUGGCUUGAGUCUCUGGCGAUAUAACGAAGAGGGCUACAAGCCUCCAGUAGGCGACAAGGGAGAUGAGGAAGCCAAUAUCAACCGCUGGACUCUACGCAUCGUCGAGGAUGAAGAGAUAGACUUUGACUUCCCUGCUCUCGUACGCACGAGACCUGUCACAGACUUCACUUCCAACAACAAUCGUCCACCGCAGCGGCGAGCGAGAGACAAGCCCUGGGACGAGUUCGGCUUGGUGCGAGCAACUGACGAGCAAUUUAAGGAGAACGAAGCUCUAACGCCAUCCAUCGGCACUUCUACGAUGGGUACACCAAAUUUAACAGCAGCUCCCACACCGCGACCGAGUGAGCCGGAGUUGCAAGUCUGCCCUGCCACAGCAGUGAGAUCAGAGACCGAGACUUCAGUUCAAACCACUCGAUCCACAACACCAGCCCUCCAAGCGCCGAGACAUCCCAUCACUGGCCCUUCUUUUGCAUCGUCAGCUCUGCGCAAAGAAACUGGCAAUGCAUUGGACUUGCCGCAGCGGGAUGAAGCGCAAUCUACACCUCGAACAGGCGCACCAAAGACCAUCACUGUCCACUUCACCGACCAAAACACCUUUGCCUCUACCACCGUUCCGAUUCAAACCACAGCGGACACAUACAUCGCUGAGAUCUUCGCAGAAGGCUGCCACAAACUAAAUCUAGAGAAAGCUCUUUACGUCCUCAAAGUCCAUGGUACUCAAACUGUCGCGCCAUCUGACCGCACUGUGGAGGCUUUAGGCGACAAGCUGAGUCUGGACCUCGUUCGUCGCCGCUUCAUCGGCGCAGGGGCAGGCGACGGCAUGUUUGGACUUGGCCUCUCUGGCUCACCUGGCAGCACCAGCCCCAACGCUCCUCUUGAACUGAACAAUAUUACCACACCGGGCGGCGGAAACGCAGCAGGUGGCGGCAAGAAGCACAAGAAAGGCACUGGCGCAGGCUACACCAACCCAAACGCUCAACUCACCAACGCCUCUAACCUCAAUCUUGGCCUCGGACGCGGUCUCGGCCUCGACAUCGGCGGCAAGCGAUACAACGUCCUACGCAAACAACCGCUCUCCUUCGCACCCUCUCACCCACGCACUCUGAUCAUCACAGCCGAGUACCUCACGAUCCUCCCCGCAGCACCGCCCGGAACACCAGGAGUCAUGGGCGCAGCGGGCGCAGGAGGGGGUAAGGUAACGAAUGUCCCAAUGAGCAGUAUCGUCGGCGUGAAAGUGAGUGGGAGACAUCCGAAGAUGGUGCGGGUGCUGGUGUUCCGGGCUGCGGCCGGGGGGGCCGGAGCACAGGAGACGAAGCGGUAUGACUUUGAGUGCGACAGUGGGAAUGUGGCUACGGAGAUUGUGUCGGAGGUGAGGAAGGCGCUUGAGGGGUUGGAGAGGAUGAAUGGGUGA
Molecule: messenger RNA, 2754 nt
Organism: Saxophila tyrrhenica
Lineage: Eukaryota; Fungi; Ascomycota; Dothideomycetes; Mycosphaerellales; Extremaceae
Gene: AVO1
Product: Component of a membrane-bound complex containing the Tor2p kinase
Exons: 1
Coding region: 1-2754 (917 amino acids)
Biological process (GO): TORC2 signaling
Cellular component (GO): plasma membrane; TORC2 complex; cytoplasm
Molecular function (GO): phosphatidylinositol-4,5-bisphosphate binding
Source: RefSeq, a predicted model, not a curated record